This is a messenger RNA of Pterocles gutturalis (yellow-throated sandgrouse), 642 nucleotides long. RefSeq names its product protein FAM71D-like. The transcript is spliced from 4 exons. The record is from RefSeq and is a predicted model, not a curated record. The annotation marks the transcript as partial. NCBI's taxonomy places the organism in Eukaryota, Metazoa, Chordata, Aves, Pterocliformes, Pteroclidae. Gene Ontology annotation, cellular component: nucleus.
AUGGGUGACCUUCAGAGACUUCUUCGCCAAGGAGAAUAUCCUCCUUUUACUUCUGCUCACAUCUUCGAGAGCAAGUUUGUCCAGGUUAAUCAAAGAGGAGAACCAAUUUCUGUCCAUAACCGACCCAUCUGUGUGACCAUCGGUAUCUGUGCUGCCAGUCCUAGUUCAUCAGUGCCCAAUGUGAUGCUGGUAGCAUGCAAGGUGCCUGUGUCCACACAGGAAAGUAGGAAAAACUGGAAACUCUCAAAGCAGCCAUCCCGCAUGGAAGAGCUAGCACUUACCAGACUCUUCCCCUUGAAGUUUGUGGAACUCUCUGUCCACAGCACAGAUAAUCACCAGAUCAUGUUAAAAUUAGUAAAUGGCCGUUCCUAUUACCUGGAGCUCUGUGCCCCGCCAGACGGGCAACAACACCUCUUCCUCCUCUGGCUGCAGCUCAUCUCUCUCCUGAAAACCUCAGAAAAUACCAGCAAUAUCAAAGUCAGUGUGAAAUGCAAGGAUUUUGGCAAGUGUCACAAGCAAGCUCCCAGCCCAAACAACUCACCAGAAAAAAGGGAUGACCCACAAGAUGUGUCAAACCCCAAAAUGGAGGAAGAAGUUGUUAUUAAAGAAACCUCUUUCAACCAAGUUCCCCUCUCAGAUAAA